UGAGUAGUAAACAGUUUGUAUGUGUGUGUAUGUUAUGUGCUCGCAGAAUUUAGAAACAAACUUGACAUAACUUCCGAUUUCGUAAAAUUCGUGCUUUCUUACUCAAACUUUACCUUAGCAUAAAUGCUACCGAUUAUUAAUUGUUAUUUACUGUGGUUUGCAAACACUUGAUAUUUUGAUUUUUAAUCUUCAGUAUGACAAUUUAUGCAGAACAUUAUCUAUUUGCCUCUUCCUAGAGCUCAAGGCGUGUAUCCCGUGUUAACACAGCCCUUGCCUGUCCAGUGCCAUGUCUUCCUCCUCAGCAUCUGUGAGUUGUGGGGGCGAUGGUGGGGAUGCGGCCCGUGCAUUGGAGCAGGUUGUCCUGGCCUCUGAUCGCUACGCUAGACUCAUCCUGGAACAGAUGAACAAGAUGCGGCUACGCCAUGACUUCUGUGAUGUGGGACUGAAUGUGGGGGGUCAGGUAUUUAGGGUACACAGACUUGUACUAGCUGCUAGUAGCCCAUAUUUCUCUGCACUUUUUUCUGGAGGGAUGAGAGAGUCAGAAAAAGAAGAAGUCCGGAUCCAUGGAGUUGAGAGAGAAGUCUUUGAAAUUUUAUUGGACUUUAUAUACACAGGAUUGAUAAACAUAACUGUAGAAAAUGUACAGGAGUUGAUGGUGGCAGCAGACAUGCUUCAGCUGACUGAAGUAGUUUCUAUCUGUGGAGAGUUUCUGAAGAGUCACAUGGACCCAUCCAACUGUGUGGGAAUUUUUCAGUUCUUGGAACAGAUUUCCUGUAUGGAGAUGCUUGAAUUCACAGAAAACUACGUUCAUGUUCACUUUUUGGAAGUGUGUACCACUGAAGAUUUCAAGGGGCUGUUAAAGGAUCAGUUAGUAAGGAUACUCAGAAGUGAGGAGUUGAGAAUAGAGGACGAGUAUCAGGUUUUCACAGCAGCGAUGGACUGGGUUCUUCGAGAUCUGUCAAAGAGGAAAAAAUACAUUGUGGAGGUGUUAGAACCAGUACGGUUCCCAUUACUCUCCCCAAAAAGACUUUUUAAAUAUAUUGAAGAUAUAGCUGACUUUAGUCUACGCGUGGCACUGCAAACUCUGUUAAAGGAAUACACUGAAGUACCAAAGUCUCCAAAAGAAAAUAAAAUGUAUAGCCCCCUACAAUCAGUCAAGAUGAGACCUAGGAGAAAAGCUCGGAAAUAUCUCUAUGCAAUAGGAGGAUACACCAGACUGCAAGGUGGCCGCUGGAGUGACAGCAGGGCCUUGAGCUGUGUGGAGCGAUUUGACACUUUUAACCAGUAUUGGACCACUGUGUCGUCCAUUCACCAGGCUCGCAGCGGGCUGGGGGUUGCUGUAUUGGAAGGAAUGAUUUAUGUGGUGGGAGGAGAGAAAGACUCAAUGAUAUUCGACUGCACUGAAAGAUAUGACCCAGUCACCAAACAAUGGGCUGCUGUGGCUUCUUUGAACUUUCCACGAUGUGGAGUUGGCAUUUGCCCAUGCCAUGGUGCUCUAUAUGCACUGGGAGGUUGGAUUGGUUCAGAAAUUGGAAAAACUAUGGAACGUUAUGACCCCGAGGAGAACAAGUGGGAGGUCAUUGGUAAUAUGGCAGUUCCAAGAUACUACUUUGGCUGUUGUGAGCUACAAGGGUUUAUAUAUGUGAUUGGGGGAAUCAGUGAUGAAGGCACAGAGCUACGUUCGGCUGAGGUGUAUGACCCCAUAGCUCGUCGAUGGACUGCCCUGCCAGUCAUGGCCACUCGGCGAGCCUAUGUAGGUGUAGCCUGCCUCAAUAACUGCAUUUACGCUGUGGGAGGAUGGAAUGAGGCACUUGGUGCCCUUGAGACUGUGGAAAAGUAUUGUCCUGAAGAAGAAAAAUGGACAGAGGUGGCACCAAUGUCAACAGCACGUGCAGGAGUAUCAGUAUCUGCAGUUAAUGGAUUUCUUUAUGCUGUUGGAGGCCGAGCAGCAAGCAGAGACUUCUCUGCACCAGUGACUGUAGACUCAGUGGAGAUUUACGACCCUCACCUGGACACCUGGACUGAAGUGGGCAACAUGAUCACAAGCCGCUGUGAUGGUGGCCUGGCUAUGUUAUGACAAUCAACCAAAAACUAGAGUGGUCUCAAAACUCCUUCAGACUGUAUAGAUGUGCACCUUAGACAGAGACAGAGUGUAAACCUACACCUUUGCUAUGUAUGUCUUUUCUAAACCUUUUACCAUUCACUGAACCUGUUUAUAAUGCACAUCUAAAAACUGUUUACAUUAUGUUUAUACUUGAAACCAUAAACCAGUUGUUUAUUGAGGAAACACUAGACAUGUAUGUGUCAUAUCAAUCUCAUUUUGUACAGGUUUCCACUAUAACUAGUUGUCUUUCUAUUUCUAUUUAUUUAUAUUAAUGUGAUGACUUUUACAUGAGAAUGUAGCCUGAUAGCACUUUGAA
This is a messenger RNA of Boleophthalmus pectinirostris (great blue-spotted mudskipper), 2420 nucleotides long. RefSeq names its product intracisternal A particle-promoted polypeptide (gene klhl27). Gene Ontology annotation, molecular function: actin binding. The transcript has 9 exons. NCBI's taxonomy places the organism in Eukaryota, Metazoa, Chordata, Actinopteri, Gobiiformes, Gobiidae. Bases 287 to 2077 code for a protein of 596 amino acids. The record is from RefSeq and is a predicted model, not a curated record.